AUGGAUAAAUCCUGGAUGUGUACUGAUAGAACGAGAAAACGUUAUGUAGACGGAGUCGCGGCGUUUCUGCGAUAUGCUGUCAACCAUCUCAUGAAGGAGGGUGAACCAUAUGAUGAGUUUCUUAUGUUGUGUCUAUGUAUGGAUUGUUUGAAUCACUUCGCAUGCUCAGUUGGCGAUGUAGAACAUCAUUUAUUCUUAAAUGGAAUCGAUCAAACGUAUACUACUUGGACUAAGCAUGGGGAAGAGGAUGAGGAAACUAGUAAUAGGCCGGUUAACUUCAACAAUGAUAUGCACACUGAAUCUAAAUAUUUUGGAAUGGAAACUCUCAUUGAUGCUCCAAACGAAGAUUUUGGAAUUCCCACUGAUGCUCCAGACACUAUAGAUAUGAUGCAGGCUGCAGAAGAGUUUGCAUAUGAUCCUACAAAGUUUAAAAAUUUACUUGAAGAUGCUGAAAAGCCCUUAUACGAACGAUGCCCCAACUUCACAAAGUUUUCUGCCAUUGUGCAGCUGUUCAAGUUGAAGAGUAAGCACGGUGCAUCUGACAUGUUUUUUAAUGAACUAUUACCCUUGUUAAAAGACAUGCUUACGGAAGAAGGUAAUUCAAUGGUGAGGAGUACAUAUCAGGCCAAGAAAAUAUUGAAAUCAAUGGGUUCAGGCUACACAAAGAUACAUACAUGUAUCAACAACUGCAUUCUUUAUAGGAACGAGUACAAGGAUGAAAAAGUGUGUCCUACUUGUAAAGCAUCCAGAUGGAAAGUUGACAGGGACGGUAAAGUGUAUGAGAAUGUUCCAUCAAAGUGUGUCGGAAAAAAAACUCAGAGUAUUAGACUUGAUGACUCAAACAAGAAUGUUUAUGUAGGUUAUAAAAUAUUUCUACCGUAUGAUCAUCCAUUUAGAAGGCAGAAGAAGGAAUUUGGCGGAGAACAAGAGUGGGAGACUGCUCCAAUACCAAUGACUGGGAAAGAAAUAUAUGAGGAGGUAAAGCGCAUACAGAAAUCAUGGGGAAAGAAGGGGAAGAAUACUGAAGCGGAAGACGUGCAGGCUACACCUGGAAAAGGUGGAAAGAUGAAGCGCAUCAAAAAAACGAAGAUUAAGCGCACCAGAAAAAUUUCAAAGGAACUCGACAAGUCUGGUGAGGAAGAGGAAGGCAAGGACGCCACUUACUGGAGCAAGUAUAAUAUAUGGCAACGACUACUUAGAUAUUGGCGUUAUAAUGAUGUCCAACAUUGUAUUGACUUCAUGCACGUCGAAAAGAAUGUGGGCCAAAGUCUUAUUGGAACGCUGUUGCACAACGGGAAUACAAAAGAUGGAUUAAACUCCAGACUGGAUUUGGUGCGUUUAGGGUUAAAACCAGAGUUGCAACCUAAGACAGAUGACAAAGGAACGAUACUUCCCGCAACAUGUUAUACAUUAACCACGGAAGAAAAGGACAUAUUCUUGGAGACACUAUCCGAGUUAAGAGUUUCAGAAGGGUAUUGUUCGAAUUUUUCCACCCUUGUGAACCAAAAAGAGCGUAAGCUGAUCGGACUUAAAUCUCAUGAUUAUCAUAUGCUUAUGCAACAAUUUUUUCCCGUCGCAAUUCGAUCAAUUAUGCCUACACCUGGAAGUGAAAUUAUGUGGUCCGGUUUUCUUUCGAUGGAUGUAUCCUUUUGGAAGGUUAUUGUUGAAGUAGAAGAGUCUGUUGAUGCUUCGAAGAUUGGUGAUAAGGGUAAAGGUACUCUUCGCGGGGAAAAAUCAAGUGGUUCUCCUCUAAAGAAAAGAAAAGUUCGUUCUCCUUCUCGUUCAAAUGCUCUUCCUAACGAAAGUUCUGAAAAAUGA
Papaver somniferum (opium poppy) is the source of this 1818-nucleotide messenger RNA. RefSeq lists its product as uncharacterized. The record is from RefSeq and is a predicted model, not a curated record. The coding region runs from base 1 to 1818 and encodes 605 amino acids. Lineage: Eukaryota; Viridiplantae; Streptophyta; Magnoliopsida; Ranunculales; Papaveraceae. The transcript has 4 exons.